AUGCCUCUUCAGCUCUUCUGUCGCCUGCAGCCCCGUGCACUCUCCUCGCCUCUGCGAUUCCUCGCGCCAAACAGAGUUCCCUUUCUCCGGACUUUCGCAGCCACUGCCAUUCGCCGCUCCGUCGAAAUGGAAACAGUAAACACGUCAGAGCGCCUAGCGAAGCUGAGGGAGUUGAUGCGAAAGCAUAACUUGGAUGUCUAUAUUGUGCCCUCCGAGGAUAGCCACCAGUCCGAGUACAUCGCCCAUUGCGACGCGCGCCGAGCUUUCAUCUCUGGCUUCUCCGGCUCUGCAGGAACUGCAGUUAUAUCGACCACUGCCGCUGCUCUUUCUACCGAUGGACGCUAUUUCAACCAAGCUGCCAAGCAGCUCGAUGACAACUGGACACUCUUGAAGAUGGGCUUAGAAGGUGUUUUGACAUGGCAAGAAUGGACUGCGGAGCAAGCCGAGGGAGGAAAAAUAGUCGGAGUAGACCCGGCUGUUAUUACUGCUGCUAGUGCAAGAAAACUUUCUGGCGCUCUAGAAAAAAACGGCUCAAAGCUUGUGGGAGUUGAUCAAAAUUUGGUGGAUCUAGUCUGGGGAGACGAGCGUCCCUCGAAACCAAAGGAAGCGGUCAAGGUCCAUCCUGCAGAGUACGCAGGAAAGUCUUUCCAGGACAAAAUCGCAGAGCUGCGAAAGGAACUCAAGGCCAAAAAGCGAGCUGGUUUCAUUGUGUCUGUCCUUGAUGAGAUUGCAUGGCUUUUCAACCUUCGAGGAAACGACAUCCCUUACAACCCUGUCUUUUUCUCAUACGCAGUGGUUACUCCGGACACGGUGGAUCUAUACGUUGAUGAGGAGAAGUUGACACCUGAGGUUAAAGCCCACCUUGGCUCAGAUGUGGUCAUCAAACCAUAUGAUGCCAUAUUUGCGGAUGCAAAGGCACUCGCUUCAAAAGCCCCUGUCACUGAAAGUGGCAACCCCAUGAAAUACCUAACCUCUAAUAAAGCGUCAUGGGCUCUGAGCCUGAGCCUGGGAGGCGAGAAGAAGGUGGAUGAGACUCGUAGCCCCAUCACCGAUGCCAAGGCCAUUAAGAAUGAGGUUGAGCUCAAGGGCAUGAGAGACUGCCAUAUUCGCGAUGGCGCAGCACUGACCGAAUAUUUCGCGUGGUUAGAAAAUGAACUGAUCAACAAGAAGUCCACUCUCGAUGAAGUGGACGGUGCAGAUAAGCUUGAACAGAUUCGCUCCAAGCACGAGAAAUUCGUUGGACUUUCGUUCGACACUAUCUCUUCAACUGGCGCAAAUGCCGCUGUCAUCCACUACAAGCCCGAAAAGGGUUAUUGCUCGACUAUAGAUCCUAAGGCAGUUUAUUUGUGUGAUUCUGGUGCGCAGUAUCUGGACGGUACGACGGAUACCACGCGGACGUUCCACUUUGGCACCCCCACUGAAUUGGAAAAGAAAACGUUCACUCUCGUCCUCAAGGGUCUCAUUGAGCUUGAUACGGCUGUGUUCCCCAAGGGCACGACCGGCUUUGCUCUCGAUUCACUCGCACGUCAACACUUAUGGCGACACGGCCUAGACUAUCUUCAUGGGACCGGCCACGGUGUGGGUGCCUACUUGAAUGUCCACGAAGGUCCUAUUGGUGUAGGCACACGCAUCCAAUAUUCCGAAGUACCUCUGUCCCCUGGUAACGUCAUUUCGGAUGAACCCGGAUACUAUGAGGACGGAAAAUUUGGCAUUCGUAUCGAAAAUAUCAUCAUGGCACGCGAGGUUGAAACGCCUUAUAAGUUUGGAGACAAGCCCUGGCUAGGAUUCGAGCAUGUCACCAUGACCCCGAUCGGGCAGAACCUCAUUGAAACAUCUCUUCUGACAGAAUCGGAGAGACAGUGGGUGAACAACUACCAUGCGGAGGUGGCAGAAACUGGUAUGAGUGGUCGAAGCCCUUACGCAAACGGAUACGGAUAUCCCUCCGACUCGGGACGCUCAGAAGGCGGAGGAGGUUAUGGCAGUUCCAGCAGUCUCGGCGUGAACGGAUACGGGGUAGCAAAUAAUGGAGGCGGAGGUGGAAAUCGAGAUCGAGAGCGACGUCCUGGUGGAUAUGGUGGAUUUUACGAUGAAUCGCAGCGUCCCACGACAUCGUCCUCGACUGCAUCCUACCACGGUCGAGACCGAGAUCGAGACUACGAGCGUGGCCGAGGGACCCGUGAGCGGCCUUCAGCGGCUUCCUCGUCAUCACGAUCGCGCCCGGGAGAUGUGAAUUCUGGCAAUAGAUGGCGGCAGGGAAGGGAUGAUACUGACUACACGAGGAUCGCGCAAACAAAUCGCUCAGAUGGUGUGGCCGCCGCCGGAGGACGCGGACCUCAAACAAUCGAAGAGGUGCUUCAAGCUAUUCAACGGGGCUGGGGCUUCAUGGCAACAGAGGACUGCACACCGGUACAGGUAGCAUUACAAUUGAUGGACAACAGCACUCUAGGCAAGGCAGAUCGCGAACCCGAAUUCCUACAAACACAAAAACAGAUCCAGAAGACACUGAAGAGCAUUGUCAAUGAACAUCACCAGGGAUUCAAUAGCUCCAUCGGUACCUAUCACAAAAUACAGUCCAGUAUCCAUAGCUCUCAAAACCGUGUCCGCACACUGAGGCAUUCACUUGAAGAGACUAAAGCUGGUCUGCUCACGACGAAACCAGAGCUACAAGGUCUGGCCACAUCGUCCCAAGACUACGAUGAUAUCCUGCAGCUCUUCAAUCAUAUUCAUGAGAUACAAUUGCUUCCAGAAAAGCUAGAACAAAGGAUAUCAGACAAGCGCUUUCUGGCGGCUGUGGAUAUCCUCCACGAGGGCCUUCGACUAAUGCGUCGAUCCGAGUUUGAGAACAUCGGGGCUCUCACCGACCUUCGAUCAUACUUCUCCAAUCAAGAAACAUCUUUAACGGAGAUUUUGAUCGAAGAGCUACAUGAUCAUCUAUAUCUCAAAUCGCCUUACUGCCAAGAUCGUUGGAAGUCGCCAGCCACUGAAGGUGAAGGGGCUAGUCUAGGCUCAUCGACUGGAGGAUCAUGGGAUAGGCCCGUAUAUGGCUUCCUUGCAAAGCUUGACGCGUCAGUUCCUAUGGUUGAGGAUUCUUCCCGCAAUCCUGAAGCGGAUACCUUUUAUUACAUUAACCUGAUCAUUGAAGCUCUGAAUCGCAUGGGCAAUCUGGAUGUCGCUGUAGACAGAAUCGAGCAGAGAUUGCCAGUGGAAUUGUUCUCCGUCGUAGAUAAAACAAGCGCGGAAGUGGACGCUCGCCAUCCGAAUCUAUCGCGGGGCCUUUUGUCCAAGGACAAUAAAACUGGGUUGCCGACGGAGAUCAACGACCAGCGGGGCCCUGUACUGACGGAAUUUCUCUUGAAUCUAUAUGCCAAAUUCGAGGCCAUUGCUGAAGGCCAUCGCGUCGUUCAUGAUGUGAUAGUCGGCAUUGUUGAGCGUGAAGCGGGGCUUAGAAGCACCAUAGCAGAUGGAUUCAAGGAGUUGUGGAAACUCUAUCAGAGUGAAAUCCGAUCUCUUCUACAUGACUACCUUGCCACAGACGGCGAUGAUUCCUAUCGAACGGUUCCGCGACAAGCGGAUAUGAGACGAAAUUUCUCUUUGAAUCAGAGAGAUAGGACCAGGAAAAUGUUCAAAAUGUCGGAUGUGGACCAAAAGUCGAGUGAUAUGAAAACUGAAAGAGACGAGCUGGAUGAAAUUUUGCGGUCUUCCGUUCCUGGUCUUGUAACCAAGACAGCUGAGAGAACCGCUACUGAUGGUGGAUCGAAAACGAAGCAAGGAAAUUCAGGCACUGGCCAUAAGCUUCUCAUCCAGCCGAGUGUCUUCAAUAUGGGGCUUCUUCUUCCUCCUUCUCUCUCCUUCAUUCAACGAAUCAAAGACAUUGUACCGGCCGAUUCAGAAAUAGUCAUGAGUACUCUGACUUACUUCCUGGACGACUUUUUGGUCAAUGUUUUCCAGCCACAAUUAGAAGAAGCGGUCACUGAUCUCUGCGCAUUGUCUUUUAUUGCUCCAGAUGCCUUUGCGGAGGAUCCCAACUGGGUUGCGGUGUCUCCAAAGCCAAUAUUUAAGGGCACCGUCAACUUUAUGUCUUUGGUUAAAGCGUUUAGUAAAAUGCUUGACAGUAUUCCCCACGACCAAAUGUUCACUCAAAUGGUGCUCAGUCAGAUCGUUACCUACUACGAUAAAUGCUGUGGCUGGUACAAGGCCAUGAUUACACGACUGUCAUCUCAAGCCAAUGGAGGCACUCGACUGAAAAUGCCUGCCUCGUUUGCCGAUGCGGGUGAAAUCCAUGAAACCGUUAGAAAGCUGCUUCUAGGGAACGGCGACAGGAAAUCGCUCAUUGACAAGUAUCACCAGGAAACUGAAUUGCUACUACAAGAAACAAGCGCAACACCGUUGGAUGAAUACGACCUGAUAUCCGACCCCAAGAAUGUGGUAACACUGUCUCUACUACAUAACAGCUUGCAAUGGCUUGUUAGCCAUCUCUCAAAACUCCGGUACAUCACCAAUAGCACAGUCGACUCGAGCCGAAACGACUCAAAGCGGAUGACGCAUGCUCGCCGAUGGACUCUGAUCAGCAAUAUGAAGGGACGGCGGGACAGCGUCAGCCAGCCAGUGUAUCUACCAAUGAAUAACGAAACCGUCGUCAUCUUCGACAACACGCUCAACUCUAUACGCAAUCUUGCAAACAGCGCUCUCCUCGCUUUGCAUAUCGACGUUAGAUGUAGGGUGAUACAUGUUUUAACCAAGGCAAUGGCCGGGCCAGAAGGCCCGCAAAUACUGGAAGCGACGCCUACGACUCCAGCUCCGAGUUCGAAUACUAAUUGGCAUUUGAUUCUUCCAAACUCGCCCUCGGCUGCGUCUCCGCAGGUCUUAGAACUGAACAACGAACUCAUUGCAAUCGAUACCAGUCUCUCUUCGUACCUGGCGCCAAGCGAAGGGCAGUUCAUUACAUCAGGGCUAGCACGGUUCAUCGACCAGACAUUCAUCUUCUGCACUCAGUACAUUGGGGCGAUGAAUCACAACGGUGCACAGCGACUGCAACUCGACGUGCUUGUCCUGCAGCAAAACCUCAAGAACAUCAUUGUUCACAAUGGCGACGACCAAGAGCCAUCCGAAGUCGUUGCUCUUCCACGCAGCGCCAAAUUCUUGGACUGGUUUAUGGAAGGCCCACAGAAGGCAUUGGACCACGCGAAUGAAGAGAAAGAACUGUUUGCAUCGCAGGGCGACAAGGCUCUCGCGGCCGGCAACGGCGAGCCGUUCACAUAUGAGGAAUUGCGAGUGCUUAUUGAGCUCUGUUUCUCAGAGAUCAUGCGCGGACCACGGGGGGAGCAGAACCGCGAGGAUUUCAUGGCUGCCAAACGAAACAAUGGCGAUGCCAUGCUGCGAUUGAGCGAGGUGAUGUGGGAUAAUCGGCUACAGCCGCAAAUGUCCAUCCCUGCUAGCAUAGUCCCUGACUAUGUCCAACUGAGCUGCCAAGCGAAGCCAAUGCUGGUAAUGUCCCGAGGCCAUCUGCCCGCCAAAAACGCCACCGUGCCAAAACACGAGCUGUGCUAG
Molecule: messenger RNA, 5547 nt
Organism: Talaromyces atroroseus
Lineage: Eukaryota; Fungi; Ascomycota; Eurotiomycetes; Eurotiales; Trichocomaceae
Exons: 20
Coding region: 1-5547 (1848 amino acids)
Cellular component (GO): exocyst
Molecular function (GO): metalloaminopeptidase activity
Source: RefSeq, a predicted model, not a curated record